UAUAUAAAGCCUGCCGCCUCGGCAACUCACCGCACAUUCAGCACGCUGAGGAGAACAACCGGCUGGCAAGAUGUGGUUUUCCCUCUCUGUGAUCCUGUUGACAGCAUGGACCUGCCUGGCAGACCCUGCAGACACGAUGACACAUUCCAUGUCAGCCCACAGAUCAGCAUCGACCCGUUCCAGGCGUAUGGUUGGGGGGACCUUGGCACCUCAUGUGCCCUGGCAGGCCAUGGUCUAUCUGGGGGACAGUUUGUUGGAUGGUGGCUUUGCCGGAGGUGCCCUCAUCUGUGACCGUUGGAUUUUGACGGCCGGCAGGAACCUGUUUGUCAAUAAGAGCCGUCAGGCCAUUCAGGGAAAAGCUCCAACCAUUCCCAAGGUGUACCUGGACAUCUCAAGCAAGGAACAAGCAACUGCCGCCAAAGAGCACGCAGUACAGAAGGUGGUUCUGCACCCACAUUUCCAGGCCCAGUCCGACUGGGACAACGACCUGGCUCUGAUCCAGUUAAAAGAUCCCGUGGUCCUAAGCAAGACAUUGAUUCCCAUCCCCCUGCCAUGCAGCAGCCGUUCCCAUUUGACCGAGGUGGGAAGGUCAGGGGCCAUCGCAGGCUGGGGCCUGGGGGCCUUGCUGACACCGGCAUCGUCAAUCAAACACCUCGUGCUUCCGUUUGCAAAUCAGUCCGAAUGCAAGGAGGAGUACGAGCAUCAGAAGCACACUCCAGCGGUGGACGACCACAUGUUCUGCACGGGGCCCACCGUCUACGAAGAGAACGUCUGCUUCGGCGAUGCCGGGGGGGCUCUGGCCGUCAGAGACCCUAUAGAUGGCGACGUGUAUGCUGUGGGGAUCCUGUCUUACGACAAAUGCUGCAGAACGUCGAAGUAUGCAGUGUACAUGAAGCUCACUGCUUACCUGCCGUGGAUCCACCAUGUCAUCAGGGGGGACACAACGGAAUCGGCUAAAUUGCGUUCCACAGUGAUGGCUGAGAUGUACUCAAGGCAGCCUCAAACCCUCCCUGCCGUCUGAGUGAUCUCAUUUUGUAACUUUAAUGUGUGCUGUCAGUGCUUAAAACGACACGAAAGGAGAUGUUGUGGUUUAUCGAAGUAAUUUUGAAAAAUGAAAAUAAAUUACUAUUUGGAAUAAAGUAUUUGUCGUAUCGGUGA
Molecule: messenger RNA, 1158 nt
Organism: Lampris incognitus (smalleye Pacific opah)
Lineage: Eukaryota; Metazoa; Chordata; Actinopteri; Lampriformes; Lampridae
Gene: hp
Product: haptoglobin
Exons: 4
Coding region: 71-1021 (316 amino acids)
Biological process (GO): proteolysis; lipid metabolic process
Molecular function (GO): serine-type endopeptidase activity; lipase activity
Source: RefSeq, a predicted model, not a curated record